AUGGCGAGCGAUAAACCGUAUAAGCCUGCGCUCAUCAUUGUCGACUUCCAAGAAGACUUCUGCCCGCCACACCCAAACGACCCGUCCCAGAGUUACACCACAACGUUAUGGCCAACGCACUGCGUUCAAGGCACACCGGGCUGUGAGCUGGUCCCAGAGUUAGACGUCUCGCGAGUUCACGCUGUUAUCGAAAAGGGUCAGGAUGAGCGCGUGGAGAUGUACAGUGCGUUUUAUGAUCCGUUUAGGGUGAGUGAUAGUGGACUCGCAGGCAUGUUGAGUGAGCAGGGCGUAACGGAUGUUUUUGUGGUUGGGUUGGCAGCGGACUUUUGCGUUAAAGCUACGGCGGAGGAUGCGCUGCAGGAAGGUUAUACGACGUGGAUUGUCAACGAAGGGACAAAGCCAGUCAUGCCUGACAAGUGGGAGGAGUGCAAGAGAGGCAUGGAGGACAAGGGCAUCAAGUUCACGCCCAUUGAUGGAGAUGCAGUGGCAAAAGUAGAGACAUAUGGCAUGAUUUAA
This is a messenger RNA of Fusarium musae, 516 nucleotides long. RefSeq lists its product as uncharacterized. Bases 1 to 516 code for a protein of 171 amino acids. The transcript has 2 exons. NCBI's taxonomy places the organism in Eukaryota, Fungi, Ascomycota, Sordariomycetes, Hypocreales, Nectriaceae. The record is from RefSeq and is a predicted model, not a curated record.